AUGGCUGGCGGUAAAGGAAAGGCCGGUAAGGACUCUGGAAAAUCCAAAUCGAAAGUGAUAUCACGCAGUGCUCGAGCUGGACUGCAAUUCCCUGUAGGACGUAUUCAUCGUUUCCUCAAGCAAAGAACCACAUCCACAGGUCGUGUUGGAGCAACCGCUGCAGUUUACAGUGCCGCUAUACUCGAGUAUCUCACCGCUGAAGUACUAGAAUUAGCCGGUAAUGCUUCAAAGGAUCUCAAAGUGAAGAGGAUCACCCCUAGGCAUCUUCAUCUUGCUAUUCGAGGAGAUGAAGAGCUGGACACGCUUAUCAAGGCAACUAUCGCUGGAGGAGGUGUUAUCCCUCACAUUCACCGUUACUUGAUGAACAAGAAAGGUCAACCGCAACCAGGCCAGAAAGUCGCACCUCCACCUUAG
Messenger RNA from Cooperia oncophora, 414 nucleotides. The record is from the annotation of a GenBank genome assembly. Lineage: Eukaryota; Metazoa; Nematoda; Chromadorea; Rhabditida; Trichostrongylidae.